Anarrhichthys ocellatus (wolf-eel) is the source of this 2378-nucleotide messenger RNA. It is a transcript of the gene nudt4a, whose product is annotated as nudix (nucleoside diphosphate linked moiety X)-type motif 4a. Gene Ontology annotation, cellular component: nucleus; cytoplasm. Gene Ontology annotation, molecular function: diphosphoinositol-polyphosphate diphosphatase activity; bis(5'-adenosyl)-hexaphosphatase activity; endopolyphosphatase activity. The transcript is spliced from 5 exons. Lineage: Eukaryota; Metazoa; Chordata; Actinopteri; Perciformes; Anarhichadidae. Bases 343 to 912 code for a protein of 189 amino acids. Gene Ontology annotation, biological process: diadenosine hexaphosphate catabolic process; diadenosine pentaphosphate catabolic process; adenosine 5'-(hexahydrogen pentaphosphate) catabolic process. The record is from RefSeq and is a predicted model, not a curated record.
UUGUUGCGCAGCUCUCAGGUCAGCUGGUAGCACCUCCGACCACAGACGGGAGCGAGUUUGUUGAAUCAUGCGUGUUGACAACGGAACUAAACCACCGUGGUCGGUAAGCCUACAAAAUACGACCAGAAGCGCUCUUAACAUUGCCCAGGAAUGAAUGAAGCGAGUGCACGCUUCAGAACUGCGACUAUCUGAAGAAGCUUUCAAAGUUGGGAGCAUAUUUUCGGGAGAUUCGCUGCUCUCUCGGACAGCCACUUUCUUCAGCGUCUGGUUGAAUCCAGAUUUGCGCUUCCACCAACACACCCCCCCCAAACAAAAUCGGAGACUCGACGAUUGGGAACAUAAAUGAUGAAGUUUAAGCCCAACCAGACCAGGACUUACGAUGGCGAGGGGUUCAAGAGAAGAGCGGCGUGUUUGUGUUUUAAAAACGAAAAAGAGGACGAGGUGCUACUGGUGAGCAGCAGUCGCCAUCCAGACCAAUGGAUCGUGCCAGGAGGAGGCAUGGAGCCCGAGGAGGAGGCCUGUGGGGCCGCCGUCAGGGAGGUCUACGAAGAGGCGGGUGUGAAGGGCAAACUUGGCAGACUACUCGGGAUUUUUGAGCAAAAUAAAGACGGAAAGCACAGGACGUACGUCUUCACCCUCAUAGUGACGGAAACACUGGAAGACUGGGAGGACUCUGUCAAAAUUGGAAGGAAGAGGAAGUGGUUCAAAGUUGAUGAAGCCAUCAGGGUGCUGCAGAGCCACAAGCCUGUCCAUGCAGAGUACCUACACAGGCUCACAAGCACCCGUAACCCCCCCUGUGGUCCUGUGUGUAGCCCGACUAAAGGCAACACCCCGAGCUCCCAAGUGACGGACAACAACACGUCUCACUAUGUUGUUUGCUCCACACAGGGCUCAGAUCUAGCCAACAGAUAGGACCAGCACCACCAGCAGCAAGCACUUCUUUUGAGAGGACAACGCGAUGGACAUCUGGGAAAGACUUCUGCUUUGAUUGCAUUACUAAAGCAGCCUCUUAAUAUGUACAGUAUGGACUUCCUUUAAGUUGAUUUGAAACCCAUUUUUUAGGGAGUGCCAACAGGUUUUCCAAGUAUAUUUAAGAUUUUAUAUGUAUAUUUUUUAAUAAAUCUCAACAGCUAAUGGAGCAAAUGUUUCCUUUAAAAGCAUUCAGCUUGAGAUGGAUUUUCUCAGUGAGCUGCUUCUGCAGUGUAGGUCCUAUUUAGCCUUUAAUGCACAAUAUUUUACCAGCAGUGCACAUAAGUAUUUGGGUUGUUUCUUGGGAAGUGUUUGCCCUUAGAGGAAGUCAUAUACCCACAGUGACUCGGUGCCAAUUAAUUCCCCUCUUCAAGAUGUUUUUGAAGAGGAACGGUUACAUGUGAAUGAGUCACUUUUUACAAUUCAUUUUUUUGUGAAUUGUUUGGGCAUGUUUGGGAAGCAAGACCUAAUGUCACCUGACUACAUCUCAAGUCUUGUAAAGUAUUUCUGUAUUUGUAUAAGUGUGAACAACAUUGCUCCUCCUAUAAUUACCAGUUUACAAGUACACACAGUGUUAUCGCUAAUCACUAGUAACAGUGUAAUGCUGUCAUAAAGAUUAGGCUUUAUACCAGCCACCACACUAAAAUAGACUUAAAUUCUUCUUCAAGCAUCCUUUUGUUUGUAUAUAUAGUUAAUGUUGUCAGGCUGAAUGUUAAAUUGAACAAAGAACAGCGUAUUGGUAGGUAGAUAAAUACCAGCUGCUGUAUAAUGGAACGGAGCUGCAGUCAGCAAAUUCAAAACUAGCAAAUGUGCCAAAGUUCAUACAAGAACUAAUACAUGUCUGCAGAAGACACUAUGAUUAUAAAGUGCAUUUGACAAAUUGUCCUGUCAAUGUUUGGGCUGAGAGGCCUUUUGUUUUACCGGAGAAUUGCAAUGUGCUUUAGUCUGAGUCUUCUAAGUGCCUUCACAAACAAUAGUGUUUAGUUGUGUUUAGUUUCUACAAGACACUUUACACCCAGCAGCCCUUACUGGAAGCGGUACAAUCUGCACUUACACACAAUGUCGAUAGCAGACCCUAUAUUUCUUGGCUGUGGUUGGAUUCCAACAAUUGGAUGUUGAAGGAAUUGUUACAAUUUCAUGUACAGUAUUUAGUUUGCAUUGAUUUUAUUUAUUUGUUUCAAAGGGAAACACUCCCUACCAUCAUGAACAGGAAACUAUGACCGGAAGUCAUAGUCAGUGUGCCAGACUUCUUUUGUCAGUGCAACGUAUGUUAUAAACUCAGUUUAUUGAAUAUCAUUGGCUCUUCUUGAUAAAUCCUUUUUUUUUUUUUCUAUUUGUUUUUGUGACUGGAAUUUUCUGCAGUGUGCCAUGGUGUUGUAUAUAAAACCUUUAAAUUAAAAAAAAAAAAC